Molecule: messenger RNA, 3829 nt
Organism: Mirounga angustirostris (Northern elephant seal)
Lineage: Eukaryota; Metazoa; Chordata; Mammalia; Carnivora; Phocidae
Product: zinc finger protein 45
Exons: 11
Coding region: 999-3065 (688 amino acids)
Biological process (GO): regulation of DNA-templated transcription
Cellular component (GO): nucleus
Source: RefSeq, a predicted model, not a curated record
UACAGUGCUCUGCGUGUUCGGAGGCAUUUCGGCUACCGGAGGGCAAGAAUGCGAAGCCCUCUCCUUUCGUGGACUCCGGGAAAUCGGAUUCAGGCAGUUGGUGUGGGAGCGGACUUUUCUUCCUCACGCGGGGGAGGGGCAGCGGCUCGGGUUCCUCUCGGGAAUGCUGGGAAAUGUAGUCCAGGAGCCCCGCGUAGUUGGCGGUAUUUCCGCUGCGGGAGGUUAAGAUCGCGGCCUUCGUUUCUCUCUGGGAGGAAAGGAGGCUGUGCCCGGACUACUUCUGACUCGUUUUUUAGAAAGAGAGCGUCACCCACAAGUAUCUUCCGCGGUUUUUCCGGGGCCACAGACAAGAUUGUAGUAUCUCCGCCUCCUUUCCGCUGUCCUGACUUUUGAAAGAAGGCUCCUUGGCAGCAGAGCCCCACUGUGACCGUACUUCGCUUUCGUCUUCUUUUUCUGCGGUGGUAGAAGAGAGAGACACAGCGGGAGAGGGAACACAAGCAGGGGGAGUGGAAGAGGGAGAAGCAGGCUUCCCGCCGAGCAGAGAGCCCGAUGUGGGGCUCGAUCCCAGGACCCUGGGAUCAUGACCUGAGCCAAAGGGACCACUGUUUCCUGGACCUCAGAGUGCCUAGCAGCAACCUAGAGGUUGGCAGAGAAGAGUUAUUCAGUGAGUGGCUAUGCAACAUGAAAAAUGCAGCAAGUUAUUGAAAGGGCAAAAGGGGAUUUUAAGAAGUAGCAGAGAGGCAAGAUCUAGAAUACCAGUUCUGGUGUGAGCUGGAGUCCAGUUCCGCCCGUGUGUCUUGACCUCAUCAAGCCUCAGCUUCCUCGUCUGUUAAAUAGAAGCCACAGUCCUCAUCAUCACUGAUUGAGAACUUCCUAAAAUGCCAGCUGAGGACGGGCACAGAGGUGUAGGCGAUUGGACCGAAGUCACACUAGUGUGACAGAGCUUCGUCACAGUGCCUUCUCAGGACUCAGCCCUUUCUUAGAAGGACGAGGACAAAAUGACUAAGUUCAAGGAGGCUGUGACGUUCAAGGACGUGGCGGUGGUCUUCACGGAGGAGGAGCUGGGGCUGCUGGACCCUGCCCAGAGGAAGCUGUACGGAGACGUGAUGCUGGAGAACUUCAGGAACCUGCUCUCUGUAGGGCAUCAACCCUUCACCCCAGAUCUAAUACUCCAGUUUGAGAGAGAAGAAAAGCUUCGGAUGAUAAAGACAGCAACCCAGGGCCACUGUGCCUCAGGAGACAAGAAUCUAAAUGACCUGGAGACUCUUCAGGAAAUUGGAUUAAAGUACCUCCCACAUGAAGAGCUGUUCUGCUCGCAAAUCUGGCAACAGGUUACAAAGGAGUUAACCCAGUGCCAAGAUUCCAUGGUCAAUAUUCAAGGAACUGGCUCCCAGUUGGAAAAACGAGGUGAUGCACUCUAUAAAGAUGAAGAGUUUGGUAAAGGCUUUACUCAGAGUUCACAUCUUCAGGUUCACCACAGAGACCACACGGGAGGAAAACCCUACCAGGGGGAGGAGCGUGAGAAAGGUUUCAUUCAGCGCUGUCAUCUUCAAACUAACCAGACAGCUCAUGUAGGAGAGAAGCCCUAUAAAUGUGAAAAAUGUGAAAACACCUUCCGUCGACUGUCAAGCCUUCAAGCCCAUCAGAGGGUCCAUGGCAGAGAGAAAUCAUACAAGUAUGAUACGUCAUGUAAGGGUUUCAGACAGAGGUCAUAUCUUCACCAUCAUCAGAGAGUUCUCCCUGGAGAGAAUCCACACAAAUUCGAGGAAUGUGGGAGGAAUGUUGGGAAAAGCUCACAUUGUCAAGCUCCUCUGAUAGUCCACACAUUAGAGAAACCUUAUAAAUGUGAGGAGUGUGGGCUGAGCUUCAGUCAGAGCUCGUAUCUUCAAGUGCACCAGAGAGUCCACAUGGGAAAGAAACCUUAUAGAUGUGAAGAGUGUGGGAAGGGCUUCAGUUGGCGUUCGCGACUACAGGCUCAUCAGCGAAUCCACACUGGAGAGAAACCAUACAAAUGUGAGGCAUGUGGCAAGGGCUUUAGUUACAGCUCGCACCUUAACAUUCAUUGUAGAAUCCAUACAGGAGAGAAGCCCUAUAAAUGUGAAGAGUGUGGGAAAGGCUUCAGUGUAGGUUCACACCUUCAGGCCCAUCAGGUAAGCCACACUGGAGAGAAACCUUACAAAUGUGAGGAAUGUGGGAAGGGCUUCUGUCGGGCCUCAAAUCUUCUGGACCAUCAGAGAGGCCACACUGGUGAGAAACCAUAUCAGUGUGAUGCCUGUGGAAAGGGCUUCAGUCGUAGCUCAGAUUUUAACAUUCAUUUCAGAGUCCAUACAGGAGAGAAACCCUAUAAAUGUGAGGAAUGUGGGAAAGGCUUCAGUCAGGCCUCAAAUCUUCUGGCCCAUCAAAGAGGCCACACUGGAGAAAAACCAUACAAAUGUGGUACAUGUGGGAAGGGCUUCAGCCGGAGUUCAGAUCUUAAUGUUCAUUGUAGAAUCCACACCGGAGAGAAACCCUAUAAAUGCGAGAAGUGUGGUAAGGCCUUCAGCCAGUUCUCGAGCCUUCAGGUGCAUCAAAGAGUCCACACGGGAGAGAAACCGUAUCAGUGUGCAGAGUGUGGGAAGGGCUUCAGUGUGGGUUCACAGCUUCAAGCCCACCAGAGGUGCCAUACUGGGGAGAAACCAUACCAAUGUGAGGAGUGUGGGAAAGGAUUCUGUCGGGCGUCAAAUUUUCUGGCUCAUCGUGGAGUCCACACAGGAGAGAAGCCAUACCGAUGUGAUGUGUGUGGUAAACGCUUCAGACAGAGAUCCUAUCUUCAAGCCCACCAGAGGGUCCACACCGGAGAGAAACCGUACAAAUGUGAGGAGUGUGGUAAGGUCUUCAGUUGGAGCUCAUACCUUCAAGCCCAUCAGAGAGUUCACACUGGAGAAAAACCAUAUAAAUGUGAGGAGUGUGGGAAGGGCUUCAGUUGGAGCUCAAGUCUUAUAAUUCAUCAGCGAGUGCAUGCUGAUGAUGAGGGUGAUAAGGACUUGCCCUCCCCGGAGAAUUCACACAGGAAAGAAGCUCCAUAAAACUAUAUGUUUUAAUACCUCAGAUGGGUGCUGAAAUAGUCUAAUAAUCAGACCUUUCCUAGAAGACAAAGCAUUUAUUUAUAGAAGAGUCAGUAUUUAGCCAGGGCUUGACAUGUCACAGUGGUUGGGUGACCACACAGCAGAGAAGCCUCAUGAGAAUGGCGACAUAAGGACUUCAUUCAGAACCUUGACAUUUAGCAAAUACUACACAGAGGAGAGGCUUAGGAAGGAUGAAUCUGAUCUGAAGUUAACCGAAGGGCUGAGAUGGAAGUGCCAGAAUCUCUUCCACUAGAAUAUAAACUCCAAGAGAGUAGGGAUUUGUUGACUGCCAAAUCUAUUCAGUCUUCUCAGUGCCUCACACAUGGUAGGUGUUCAGUAAUGUUAAAUGAGUGAAAGGGAGAACAGUCAUAUAUGAAAUUUUUAUUCAGUUCUUCUCUAAAAAUUUCUAUGAAAUGUACUUAGAAGAGGAAUUCUGUAAGGCUUGGAGGACAUUCAAGUUAAGACACAUGGGCUCAUUUUCCCAACCCUGCAGGUGCUGUGAACUAGUGUUUAUCAACCUGCCAGUAGGUCCAAAAUCACUUCAGUGGGUUGUGACCAGCAUUUUUGUAUUCUAAUAGUUUAUUGAGGUAUAAUUUGCAUGCAGCAACAUGCAUAAAUCUCAAGUUUACAGCUUUAUGAAUUUUGACAAAUGUAUACACUUAUGUAAUCAUCACCAAAAUCAAUGUAUACAAUAUUUCUAUUAAACCAGAAUGUUUCCUUGUGUA